Messenger RNA from Pseudomassariella vexata, 609 nucleotides. RefSeq names its product ubiquitin-conjugating enzyme h. NCBI's taxonomy places the organism in Eukaryota, Fungi, Ascomycota, Sordariomycetes, Amphisphaeriales, Pseudomassariaceae. Gene Ontology annotation, molecular function: ubiquitin conjugating enzyme activity. The transcript is spliced from 6 exons. The record is from RefSeq and is a predicted model, not a curated record. Bases 1 to 609 code for a protein of 202 amino acids. Gene Ontology annotation, cellular component: nucleus. Gene Ontology annotation, biological process: protein polyubiquitination; ubiquitin-dependent protein catabolic process.
AUGAGUAGCCCUAGAAGACGUAUCGAGACUGAUGUCAUGAAGUUGAUGAGUGAUUAUGAAGUGACGCUCGUCAAUGACAACAUGGACCUGUGGCACACUGGCCCUCACCGAUCGUUCAAUACUCACCGUUUCAGGCAAGAGUUCUACGUCCGGUUCAAGGGCCCGACCGAAACCCCUUUCGAGAACGGCGUCUGGAAGGUCCACGUCGAGCUGCCCGACCAGUACCCCUACAAGUCUCCGAGCAUCGGCUUCGUUAACCGAAUCUUCCACCCUAAUAUCGAUGAGCUGUCGGGCUCCGUUUGCCUGGAUGUUAUCAACCAAACCUGGUCGCCCAUGUUCGACAUGAUCAACAUCUUCGAGGUCUUCCUGCCGCAACUCCUGCGGUACCCGAACCCGGCCGAUCCUCUGAAUGGUGAGGCCGCUGCCCUGCUCAUGCGCGAGCCCAAGAGCUACGAUGCAAAGGUUAAGGAGUAUGUGCAGAAAUAUGCCAGCAAAGACGCAGCCGACGAAGCAGGCGAACAAAGUGAAGACGAUGACGACAUGUCCUCGGUAGCGAGUUUUGGGGAAGACGAUGAGGAGCAACCCGCCGGCCAAAUGGACGAUGUAUGA